AUGUCCGAGAUCGCAGUGGGAACUCGCUCUGGCUUAUCGGGCGCUCAGAAUAGCCCCGUGCUCGUGCACGCGCGCACUGUGCACUAUGAUCGGCCGACAGGGCGUAACCCUACCCGGAAUUGUCCUGCACGUGCUGCCCUCCUGACCAGCCCUUUGUGUACAACCUCAACUCUCGUCCUCGCUACACCCUCGCUAACUUGUGCAUCCUCUUGUCCGCACACACCUGCUCUUCGCCACAUCAAUUUCGCCCCGCCCUCCCCCCCCCCCCACCCAAUCGACCCCGUCGGGGUUUCCGCCCGUGGGAAUCUGGGAAGCUGGACUCUCGGUCUGUGCACUGACGUCACAAAAGUACCGAAGACCUUGGCGUGUCCCUCUGUUCGCGUCCCAGAGAGGCGAUGCAUUCCAGCGCUGCCCGCGCUGCGCACCACUCCGCCCACCCGAACACGCCUGCCCGCUAACCGCCUCGACGUCCCACUCAACCCGACCGAGGCAGGCGAAUUUGUCUCGCGCCAGCCUCGCUGCGAAAUCCUUGUUCACUGGACCUGCGGGCCAGUUCUCAUCUCGUGGGAGAAGGCUACUCCUAAGCCUACCCUGCUGCGUUUUCGGCCUCCUACUGUAGGUACCGCGAAUGAGGACUCUUUCCUCCCGCUCAUGAGUACCCGCAUUGUCCUGGCCCCGUGGGACCGCGUCUUCCAAGACGGCCCUGUGCGACGGGGCCCUUCUGGGUACUUGUUGAGCUGUACUCGUACACAGAAACCUUAG
This is a messenger RNA of Penicillium canariense, 762 nucleotides long. RefSeq lists its product as uncharacterized. The transcript is spliced from 3 exons. The record is from RefSeq and is a predicted model, not a curated record. The coding region runs from base 1 to 762 and encodes 253 amino acids. NCBI's taxonomy places the organism in Eukaryota, Fungi, Ascomycota, Eurotiomycetes, Eurotiales, Aspergillaceae.